Messenger RNA from Lytechinus pictus (painted urchin), 3843 nucleotides. Its product is annotated as protein O-linked-mannose beta-1,2-N-acetylglucosaminyltransferase 1-like. The transcript is spliced from 12 exons. Lineage: Eukaryota; Metazoa; Echinodermata; Echinoidea; Temnopleuroida; Toxopneustidae. Gene Ontology annotation, biological process: protein O-linked glycosylation via N-acetylgalactosamine. Gene Ontology annotation, molecular function: beta-1,3-galactosyl-O-glycosyl-glycoprotein beta-1,3-N-acetylglucosaminyltransferase activity. Gene Ontology annotation, cellular component: Golgi membrane. Bases 71 to 1618 code for a protein of 515 amino acids. The record is from RefSeq and is a predicted model, not a curated record.
AGAAGAAGAUGAGAAGGAUAAAGGGCGAGGUAUUCACUGCAUUGUAUUAAACCAGGCCACUGGCAGCAUCAUGGCGCAGAAAGUCUUUGAUACCUACAUAGGACACGAGGACGAGGCUAUGGUGUUAUUCCUCAAUAUGGUUUCAGAUGGGCGCAUCAUCAUCCUAGCAAUUAAGGAUGAAGGUACCUUUCAGAUGAAGGAGCAGACGAAACAGAUGCUGAAGAACCUAGGGAGUGUGAAGUCUUUUGAUCUAGGAUGGAGAGAUACAUGGGCCUUUAUCACACAGAAGAAAAAUAGACAUGGCCAGGCAUUUGCAGAGCAGCUUCACAAAGCACCAGACCUGUCUAGCUGGGGGUCACCGGUCGUACUCAAAGCCACCGUACCUCUCUCAUCAAAGGAAGAGAGUGAGUGCCAGUGGCCGGAGACGGAGGCCAAUGCGCGGAGGAGGGAGUUCUGUGCCAAGGUGGAGGGGUAUGGGAGUCUAUGUAGCUGUGAGGACCCCGCCCCCAUUGAAAUGCAUCCUGAACAGUUUGCCAAUAAUCGUGUCUUCAAUGUGCCUGUUGUAAUCAUAGCAAGUAAUAGACCCAACUAUCUCUAUCGAAUGCUCAGCACACUCCUAUCAGCGCAUGGAGUAAAUCCUGAGAUGAUAGUGGUCUUCAUUGAUGGCUACUUCGAGGAGCCUCUGGAAGUGGUCAAACUCUUUGGUUUGAAAGGAAUACAACAUACCCCCUUAGGGGUCAAGAAUGCCAGGAUAUCACAGCACUACAAGGCCAGCUUGACCGCUACAUUCAAUAUGUUUCCUAGGGCGCAGUAUGCGAUAAUCUUGGAAGAAGAUCUGGAUGUCUCGGAAGAUUUCUUCAGUUAUUUCAGCCAAACUCUCCCCAUCUUGGAGGAAGAUAGCACGGUACUGUGUAUAUCAGCGUGGAACGACCAGGGGUACGAGCAUACAAGCAAUGACCCCUCCCUGCUCUACAGGAUAGAGACCAUGCCAGGCCUUGGCUGGAUGCUAAGAAGAAGUCUCUAUAAAAAUGAACUGGAACCCAAGUGGCCCACCCCAGAAAAGCUUUGGGAUUGGGAUAUGUGGUUACGGCUACCAGAGAACAUGCAAGGCAGGGAGUGCAUUAUACCGGAUGUGUCAAGGACGUAUCACUUUGGGGCAAAAGGAGUCAAUAUGAACAGCUAUUUCCAGGAUCUUUAUUUCAAAAAGCGAGCCUUCAACACGGCACCUCACGCCAAGCUGAAGGACGUGGAUAAGAUGGUCCAAGAAGAGUACGAGAAGGAGAUGCACCGUCAGAUCAGUCAGGCCAAAGUCCUUGAUCACAGGUUAUCACCGUGCGACGAGGCCUUCAUCCCCGAUACGCCCAAUGGCGGGGAGACCUACGUCAUGUAUAUACGUGUCUAUAAUGACAGAGACUUUGAUACCUGGUUGUCAACAGCUAAGUGCUUCCAUAUAUGGGACCUAGAUGCCCGCGGUUUCCACAAGGCAAUGUGGAGAUUAUUUAUGAAGAAGAACCAUGUAUUCAUUGUUGGAGUGCCUGCCUCGCCUUAUUCAAAAUACAAGCCAACAGACGUAGAACCAAUCUAUAUUGAACAGAAGAAGGAAGGAAAGAUUCGAUGACCUAUGAUGGAGAGAAAGUAAAACUUCUCCGCUCUUCUGUCAUUCCAUCCUCUGCCAAGGCGAUAGUACCAUUUAUUAAGAGUUUGAAAAGUGAUAGAGGGAGAGAGAGGGAGAGAGAGAGAGAAAGAGGAUAACAUAACUUAUAGACAUUGUGAGAGGGAAAGAGAGCGAGUGGGGGUGGGGGGCAGGUAGAGAGAGAGAGAGAGAGACUAGAGUGAAGGAAGAGAGUGGGAGUGAGAGAAUGGGAAUGAGGGAGAGAGAGAGAAGAAAGAAAGAGCAGGGCUCCGUAACACAAAGGUUUGCAAUCAAUCGCUGAAUACCAAUGACCAAUCAAGAUCAUCGUUGCAUGCGCACUCAGUUUAAAAUACUAAACGGGAACCAAUCAGUGCGUUUUUUUUUCAUAUUUGCAAUUAAUCGCAAACCUUUGUGUUACGGAGCCCUGGAGUGAAAAAAGAAAGAGAGAGUGAGAAAAAAGUGGAGAGAAAGAGGAAGAGAGUAUUCACAUGAGCAGAAUAAAAACAUAUUUAUAUGAUGGUACAUGUAUUUAUCUAUUUGUAUAAUUUGAAUUUUCACACGUUGCCUUGGAUUAUACACAGAUGUAUAAUAAUACACAAAUGUAUGUCACAAAUACUUUUUUUAAUCAUUGUUAAUUAUGUCAUUGUUGAUUGUGUCAUAAUGUGCAAGUAUUGAUGAGAUGUGAAUGAAUCAACGUAUGAAUAACGGAUUUACCCAUAAAAUGCAUUUUACCAAUAUACAACCCCAGAAUGGUUUCAAAUACAUGUACAUGUAUAUCCUACCUUUUUACAAUAAUGUUUAUUUAAGACUUAAACUUAUAUAUAGUCCAUAUGUGAUUCAGCCCUGUCCGUUAAAUACUAAAGUUAUGAAGUUAUGGGAAAAUAAAUCAUGGUAGAUCCACUUCGACAACUGAUUAAUUAUUCAAUUGCCAAAAGAGAUUAAAAAAAAAAAAUUGAAUUUUCAUGUCAGAUGAACCCUGGCAAAUAAAAUAGAAUUCACCAAUUAAACAGUUUUGAUAAUUGGACAAAUAUUAUUGAACCACAUAUUUUUCAGGUAGAAUACUAGGCAACUCUGCGACUUAAAUUCAACCAGUAUUUUGUAUAAAGAAUUACUGUGAUAGGUGUGAGCUUUUUUGUGUGAUUCUUUGAUAUGAUGACCAGUACUUCUACGGUAGAGUACCAAAAACUUAGUAGCAGUACAAUGUUAUGGAAACCUUUGAUAAAUCAUGCUUAAGUUAUUUAUUAUUGUACAUUUAAAUGUAGAUGAUGUAGGGUUCCAUUUUAUCAUGUAACAAUAAAAAUUGUUGUUAAUCUUGAUGACUUCCCCCAGGCCUGGAGAGCUUUUCAUGAAAAACUUAGUCAUUGAUUGUCAGUGACUAAGUUGUUCCCAGCCAAUGAGAUGCAAGGGUUUACGGUAGCUUAUAAAAUCGUCAGUGAAAAUCACUGAUUAUUUGCUUUAUAAAAUACUCUCCUGGUGCAUUGUGGGUACCUAGGGAUUUAGUUAAGAGUUGAUGAACCGAGGCAGGUUUUAUAAUCCACCAGUAAAUAACUAUAUCCACCCCAAGAUCAUGGGAUCAAGUUUAAUCAAUAAUUUUAUUUUGUUUUUCUCCAGGAAACAUAUUUUAUGUACAUGUAGGUUAAGACAUUUAUUAUUUUGAUUGAAUACGAUCUUUAUCACUACUUUUUUCAUAUCUUUUAGUUACUUAAUAGCCAGGGUAAUGCGUUGUUGAAUUUACAUGUAGAACCACGCUUCACUGUUGUCUUAUUAGAUCAUACAUUUUAAUCUUCUGUUGAAAUUCUUGUGUGUGAUAGAAAGAUCUUAUGAAAAAAUGUUUUGUCUUAUGUUGUUGCAUAUGAAGAGUUUCUUUUGAGACAGGAAUAAAUCAUUUAUCGAGGGAAACCGAGAUGCCUGCCUGUAUUUAUAUAAAGAAAUUAUUAAUUUAAGUUUUGAAUGGAGGUUAAUUAUGCUCUUUUCUAACUUUGAAAAUGAAAAAAAAAAUAAUUGAUUUUCUUUCUUUUCAAGAAAAUGUGAGGAAGAACCACUAAGAAAGUUUAAAAUGUUGCAAAAAAGGAAAAAAAUUAAGUUGGCACAGAAUUUUGAUAAGGGGUUUGUCCUGUUUGGAGAAGAAACUCUUCAUAUCCACUUGUACGUGUCAUGUAAUCAAUUGUAUAGUGAUAUUUGAUGAUAUGAUGAUAAAAUGCGAGAACAAA